Molecule: messenger RNA, 1479 nt
Organism: Alternaria ventricosa
Lineage: Eukaryota; Fungi; Ascomycota; Dothideomycetes; Pleosporales; Pleosporaceae
Exons: 2
Coding region: 1-1479 (492 amino acids)
Source: RefSeq, a predicted model, not a curated record
AUGUCAUUGGUAAAGUCUCUUACGAAAGAAUACGAUGGGAAUCUUCGCUCCUUUGCUGAAGUCGUGAUGGACCUCCAGGAUACGUUCCUGUUACCAAAGAAGAAGGACAACGAUGUCAUAGCAGAGCAGCAUGAGGACGGAUCUGUGCAGGGAGAAGUGGAAGGUCCGGUACAAGAGGACGAGCAAGCUCAGACACAGGAAGACGGUGGUAUCCCCGAGGUAAACAGUGACCAGCCGAACAAUUCGCCAGGCACCGCCCAAGGACUCGAGAGUAGCAAAUCUCUCGCCCGUAACCAGCCUGUAGAGGCUUCGCAACCCGACAUUCAUAACCUCGUGGUUAGUGCUGCCUGUCUUGACCAGCAAGCCGAGGCCCAGUCUAUCGACAUCGCUGUUGACGACAUUGCAACAACGUUGAACCCGCCAGUAGAAGACAAGGGUGGCUCGCCAUCCAGCAGAACAAAUUAUUCUGCUACCCACUUCGAAGACCCGCAAGAUGUGCAGGACAUGGCUAGAUCAGAAAACGAUGGCGAUAUUGAUGGUCGAACAGUACAUGAAGUGCAAGAAGUCGGCAUCGGACAGGAGACCGGAGAAGCACUCCCCCACGAGGAUCCGUAUAUCAAAAGUUCCAAAGGAGAGUGGGAUAGGAUUGAGCAGGCCAUAAAAAAGCUCGAGCGAUGUGAGAAGACUUAUUGGGAGAGGAAAGAAAAGUUCGAACAGCACUACAAAACGUUUGAUGAAAAGCUGGAUAAGUUCUGCUCAAUCAACCCACGCUUGAGUAGAGCGGAUGCAGAAAAGAAAUUCGGGCGACACUUCCUCCAGGUAGGGGGCAAUUUCCGUUGUUCUUUAGGUGUAGCAGAGACGUCGCUCAAGAAAGCCCGAAUUGAGGCGAAAGAAGCAGGAGUCCACGAUUGCAACUCAUGGGACCAGGAGUCCGGCUUCCUUUCAGUGGCGGGGGAAGGUCCGGAUCCAGAAGACACCGGAUACCUGAGCGAUAGUCGCGAUCGCGAAGUGGUGAUGGAGUGGCUGCAGAUGCCCCACCGCUCAGAAAAAAUGCAGCCUUCUGAGUUCAAGUUCGCGACAUCGAAGGUGAGCGUCGAUCCUUGGGAGAGCCAUUCCACAAGGGGAGACUCAAGCAAACGGAAGAAGAUAGACGAAAAUGUCGACACUUGGGAAGCUCAGUCCUCCAAAGCGUACUCAAGCAAGCGGAGGAAGAUUGAAGAGGAUGUUCCUUGGGUUGCGUCCAACGACAGCAAUGACAGCGCGUAUGGCACCGCCAAGGAAGACAGGGGAGACCAGAAGCAAUCGGAAGGUCCAAAGAAGAGACCUCGCGCAAGGGCAGAGGUAACCCGUAAGCGACGUGCCCGAUCAUUCGACGCGCUUCCGGGUCACAAGGUCGUCAAAGAGAUGUAUUCCGACAUGCCUGUAGAGGAUCACAGCGUGAGUGUUGACCCCUCCGUAAUAGUCGAUACCGAGUACUGA